Zea mays is the source of this 1379-nucleotide messenger RNA. Its product is annotated as Col3. The transcript has 2 exons. Lineage: Eukaryota; Viridiplantae; Streptophyta; Magnoliopsida; Poales; Poaceae. Gene Ontology annotation, molecular function: zinc ion binding; protein binding; DNA-binding transcription factor activity. Gene Ontology annotation, biological process: regulation of flower development. Gene Ontology annotation, cellular component: nucleus. The coding region runs from base 93 to 1100 and encodes 335 amino acids. The record is from RefSeq and is marked validated.
GCCAUUUCUAACGCUUACGCAACCCAGUCCGCCCGUGUCUCUGGUGACACCGACACCCGUGGCAUCUCUCUCGUGACUCCCGGAGCAGAGGCAUGGACACCGCGGCGGAGCUGGAGCUGGGGCUGGAGUUGGAGCAGAAGCCGGCGGCGGGGUACUGGAGCGUGGUGGGCGCGCGCCCUUGCGACGCGUGCGCCGCGGAGCCGGCGCGGCUGCACUGCCGCGCGGACGGCGCGUUCCUGUGCCCCGGCUGCGACGCCCGGGCGCACGGCGCCGGGUCGCGCCACGCGCGCGUCUGGCUGUGCGAGGUCUGCGAGCAUGCCCCCGCCGCCGUCACCUGCCGCGCCGACGCCGCCGCGCUGUGCGCCGCCUGCGACGCCGACAUCCACUCGGCCAACCCGCUCGCGCGCCGCCACGAGCGCCUCCCCGUCGCCCCUCUCUUCGGCGCGCUCGCGGACGCGCCGCAGCCCUUCCCGUCCCCGGCCUUCGCUGCCGCCGCGGGGGCCGAGGCCCCAGCUCAGGGGGAAGCGGUGGCGGAAGACUACGGGAGCAGCGAGGCCGAGGCGGCGUCGUGGCUGCUCCCCGAGCCCGACAACAGCCACGAGGACAGCGCCGCCGACACGUUCUUCGCGGAGUCGGACGCGUACCUCGGCGCCGACCUCGACUUCGCCCGGUGCAUGGACGGCGUCAAGGCCAUCGGCGUGCCGGUCGCGCCGCCCGAGCUGGACAUCGGUGCCGGCAGCUUUUGCUACCCCGAACACUCCAUGAACCACAUUUUGUCGUCAUCCUCGGAGGUGGCGGUGGUACCGGACGCGCAGGCGGCCGGCCUGCCGGUGGUGGUGGUGGUGAGCAGAGGGGAGGAGCGGGAGGCGCGGCUGAUGCGGUACCGUGAGAAGCGCAAGAACCGCCGGUUCGACAAGACCAUCCGCUACGCGUCCCGCAAGGCGUACGCCGAGACGCGGCCGCGCAUCAAGGGCCGCUUCGCCAAGCGCCGCUCCGCGGAGGGCGAGGACGAGGCGCUGGAGCACGAGGAAGGGGCGUGCUUCUCGCCCACGGGGUCGGCGCCCGCCGCGUCGGACGGCGUCGUCCCGUCCUUCUGUUGAGGGGAGAAGACGACGACGACCCCGGCAGACGGCUCCUUAACUUUGCCAGCUCUGUCGACCCUGAACCCUUUUUUUCCCUCCCCUCUUCUCUCUUUUGAUCGAGGGGUUGCCAGCUCUGGAUCUGAAAUUCUGAACGCAUGGGACGCGAGCUGUGUGUAGCAUGAAUAACUGCGUAGUUUGUUGGAUGGACGAACUCAAUCGCGCUCGCAUGGAAUGGAACUCUUGUAAUCCACCCUUUGUACAUUACCAUCUAGAGUUGCUCCUUUUUUCCAUGAGCCA